AGGCUGACGUUUUCUCCUCAGACACAUUUCACUCCUCAGAGCAACAUCUCAUGUCGUGCGAGAAGUGGCGCAGCCCCUCAGCUCAGCGUGAGCUGCGCAGACCGGUCAAACUUUUGGUGCACUCACGCUUUCAUGUGUUCAGACUUGUAAAAUAACUUUGUCACAACUCUUUGACUGCACAGGAAAAGUUUCCUGCGCAAACUAUGUGCGCUGAUUGCCCAACUCCUUACGCGGAAAAGGACCCAAUCGGGAUGAAGUCGCAAACAGAGCUCCAUACGGGCCAUCGUGGUGAAGGUGUUUGUAAGAAAGGAUGCGGGCUCCUGCUGUCCUGUGAGGAUGUUAACAGAGGGGACCACUGUUGUGUGGACGCGCUGCGCACUGUCACCGAUGCGCUGGAAGCAAGAAGCGCAACUUUGGAGCAUGAAACCCGGAUGGCGAGGCUCAGGUGGAACAGGAGGGAGCAGUCCCUGUUAGCCCAGGUGUCAACUCUGCAAAACGAGGCCCAGCUAUCGGCUCUCAAGUACCAACGGAGACUGCACCAAUACAUGCUGCACAUCAGCAGCAUUGCAGAGCAGGUCACUGGGUACUACAAGAGAGAUGUGAGAACAGUUGCUGACACGCAGAGCCAGACAUCAGAUAUAGCAGCAGAGGGAACGCCACAGGAGCAGCUCAACGCAACUGAGGUGAAUGGGAAGGAGUUGUCCAAGUCCAACCAUGAGGAGACUGUGGAGGCAUUUCGGGCUGCCAAGGACCCCGUCGUGGUGCAGGUCAUCAGGCGGACCCCCAGCGGCCGCCCCCAUGGCCCCCCUCAGGAAAUCCAUGUGGUGGAUGUGUGCACUCAGACCGACAUCACCUUUGAACACAUCAUGGCGCUGGCAAAGCUCCGGCCUUCGACCCCUCCUGUGCCUGACGUCUGUCCAUUUCUGCUCUCUGACAGCUGUCAUUCUCUUCAUACAAUGGACCAGGAUUACUAUGAAGGGACAGGUUACCUCUCCCCUGUACAGGCUGAUGGAGAGAGGACGGAGGAGUUUGAGUAUGAGGAAGUGGAAUUGUGUCGACUCAACAGCCAAGAGAAGUUGGGGCUAACUCUGUGCUACAGAACAGAUGAAGAGGAGGAUGUGGCCAUCUAUGUCAGUGAGAUCAGUCCAAACAGCAUCGCUGCCAGAGAUGGCCGCAUCAGAGAGGGGGAUCGCAUUUUACAGAUUAAUGGCCAAGAUGUACAAGACAGAGAGGAAGCAAUGGCUGCACUCUCCAAUGACGAGAGUAGGAACAUCGUACUGCUGGUUGCCAGACCUGAGAUGCAGCUGGAGGAGGCCUGGCUGGAUGAUGAGCACAGUGAGUUCCUGGAGCAGCUAAAGAUGGAAAUGUUGGAGGAGCAGCAGAGAGAGGAGAUGGAAUUGGCUGCCUUACAGGAGGAGCAGGAGAAUGAGCAGAGAGCAGAAGACGACAAGCCCACCUGCUCAACACUCCCUCAUCAUAAAGAUAGCGUACUGAGUAUAAAAGACAGAAUGGAGAGCUCAGAGCAUAAUGUCCUGGCACACAUACAGAGACGCUUGUCCCAGUGCCUGAGAGACAAUCGGGACACACACCAUGCCACCAGCUCCAUGCGACUGGAGGACAAAGAGGAUGAGGACGAUGAUGAGACGGAGGGUGAUCGUUUCCAGCAGCUCUUGGAGCUGAAGUGUCAGAUACGUAACAGCGGUGAGUACGAUCUGUUCUACAGCCGCCGCAGCACCAUUGAGUGCAACAUGGGAGAGCAGGGCGGUGUACAACAUGAGCUACGUAUGCUCAAUGAGGAACUGCGCAGCAUCGAACUGGAAUGUCAGAACAUUAUGCAGGCCCAUAACCUUCGUAAGGGCCAGCAGUCUCCCUCCACAGGCCACUCUGCACCCUCAACCAAAAACCAAAGCUUCCAUCGAAGUGACCCCUCAAGGGGUAAGCUGGCUGACAUUAAUGAGAGGCUGGAGAAAUCAGACAAGGACAGCUCCAGUGCCUAUAACACGGCGGAGAGUUCACGAAGCACUCCUCUGGCAAUGGACCGCUCGCCGGAGCACUCGCUCCAGAGGAUGGUUAGUCUCACCAACCAGAGGAACCUCUGCAGCAGCCUUGCCACUGGUUCUUCUCUUAGCCCAAGCCCCAUCCCAGCAUGCCUUGCUUCAGUCCCAGGGGAAGGCAGCAGCCAUGAAUACAGCAAUCCUUCUGAGUCGAACCAGACAACUCAGGCUGAGGAGGAGAGCAGGGGCAAAUUAAAGCCACAUGCUUCCCAUAUUCCUUACUUCUCUCCAUCCCACAGUUCCCAGCAGAGGCAGGUCAACAUCCCAGCACAUGCCCGCCACUACCAGAGCUACAUGCAGCUGAUCCAGCAGCGCUCAGCUGUGGAGUACGCUCAGAGCCAGCUCAGCCUGCUCAGUGUCUGCAAAGAGCCUCAGAGGCCCAAUAAUGAGCCCAAGAUGGAGUGGAAGGUCAAGAUCCGCAGCGACGGCACACGCUACAUCACCAAGAGGCCUGUGAGAGACAAGAUCCUGAGGGAGCGAGCCCUAAAGAUUAAAGAGGAGCGUAGUGGGGGAAUGACCACUGAUGAUGAUGCAAUGAGUGAAAUGAAGAUGGGGAGGUACUGGAGUAAAGAGGAAAGAAAGCAGCACCUGGUCAGAGCAAAAGAACAGAGGAAAAGACGAGAGUUCAUGCAGCGUAGCCGGCUGGAAAGCUUGAAGGAGAACCCUCAGAGCAGCAGCGAGGGUCGCAAGGAAGUCAGCAUUAUAGAGCUCAGCCAGAAGAAGAUGAUGAAGAAACGCAACAAGAAGAUCCUGGACAACUGGAUGACGAUCCAGGAGCUGAUGACUCAUGGUACUAAGGCCCCUGAGGGAGCCAAGGUGCACAACGCCUUCCUAUCAGUCACUACUGUAUAAAAGAAAAAAACACACACAUUCUACCCGAUGCGGUAUAAUAUACUUGCCUCGUUAAAUGUGGCAUUUUUAUGAGGACAAUAGGAAUAUUUUUCACACUUUGUAACCCAAAAAGCAUUUUGUAAAGAAUUUAUCAGUGGUGUCAUGGGAUUAUCUUCAUGCUUUUUCAGUAUUGUUUUUCACAUCACUCUGCGGGACAAACAUUUUUCUAUGAAAUUAUGACUAUAUAAUUAUUUUAUUACUUCGCUCUAAACAUUUUUAUCUUUUCAAUUCUAUUUUCAUAUUUAUGUUGUAUCCAUAAAACUCAAAAUGGUUGUAUGAGCAUCUUAAGACAAGUUAAGUGUUUUCUGUUGUGUAAUUUCUAUACAAUUGCAACACAAAAUGAAUCAGUGGGUCUCCAGCCUUUCACUUCCUUUUUAAAUGCUUCUUUCAUUAACGUAUGUACUUAUCCUUUAAAGCUGAAAUCAAUAACUCACUCAAUGUUGUUGAGAGGUAGUUGAGAUUAUGUUUCAGACUAUUGGUGCUUAGACAUGGACAAGAAGACCAACUCGUCACAAAGUCUACUACACACAUCAGGAAAUUAUGAAAGCUCAAAAAAAAGUUAAAGUAAGGUACAAAUUUCAUUUUUAAAAGAUGAUAGCUUGGCAAAAAGAGUUGAGAUACAGUAAAAUAAAUUCUUCACUUUAAAUAGGAAAUUAUCUUACAUUACAAUCUUAGUACUGUAUAACUUGCUCCUAAUAAAAGGUUGAGCAUAACUAUGGCAAGAAUGUGUUUAACUGCAAACUGCCAUAUCUCUAUGACGUUUUAGAUCUCUAAAACAUUAUAAAUUGUUAAUAUGAGCAAACAUUUCAAGUCAACAACUCAAAUAACUUUUGCUAAUAUCAUUUUUAUUAUCAGCAAUUUUAUAAAAGCAUCUUUUAAAAGUUCCGAUACCUCAUGUUACAAUGAAAUACUUAAGAAGCUGCUACACUGACUGGUCAAUUGAAAAACAACUUUGUGGACAGGAUUUAUGUACUAUAUACAGUAUAAUGUACUUAUGAGAUUUUUUUUCGCAAACAUCCCAAGAGUCAAAAAUAUUCUUACUCAUUGCC
Molecule: messenger RNA, 3994 nt
Organism: Perca flavescens (yellow perch)
Lineage: Eukaryota; Metazoa; Chordata; Actinopteri; Perciformes; Percidae
Product: PDZ domain-containing RING finger protein 4
Exons: 9
Coding region: 204-2906 (900 amino acids)
Molecular function (GO): protein binding
Source: RefSeq, a predicted model, not a curated record